AGUAAGAACACUGGUUGCUGCAUUCUACAUUGGUGGAUGUAACUAACCCUGGCAAGGAAAAAAUAGAUUACUUUCACAUUUCUGAUCAUGAUGUAUGGACUUGGAGCUUUGGUCCCAUUCGAUGGGUGCCAGCCAUCCAAAAUAUGGCACUGCUGGAGGCUUUUCUUUGUGCUCAACUUCUUAUUUCUCAAUGAGCGAAUUUCAUCACUGCCGGACUGCCCACCCACCUGUGCUUGUUCGCCCAACGAAAUCUACUGCACCAAAGCAGACAACCGUGGGCUUUCCCCACUCCUGUUCUUCCGGGAUGCUGGGAGCUCUGGAAAUACUACUAGGAGCACUCCAGACCUUUUCCAGAACAUCACUUCCAUACACAUUGAGAACUGGACUGGUCUGCAGACGUUGGGAGAAGGUCACAUGGAACUCUACACGGGCUUGCAGAGACUGACCAUUAUGAGGAGCAGUCUUCGUACAAUCCAGCCACGUGUUUUCUCCAAAAAUCCCCAACUGAGCUACAUAAACUUGUCCAAGAACCCAAUGCUGACAAAACUGUCCUGGCAGAUCUUUGAAAAUCUUCAAGUCAUGGAACUGCAUUUAGAAGAUGUCAUCUUUGAUUGUGGGUGUCAGAUCCGCUGGCUGCAGCUAUGGCAACAAAGGGGAGACAUGGGGCUAAGUAGCCAACAAUUAUACUGUGAUAAUAGCUCAAAGAAGAUACUGCUGCAAGAAAUGAACAUAAGCAAAUGCGAUCUUCCAGAGAUCACCAUCAGCCAAACCAACAUCACAGUUACCGAGGGCGACAGUAUAACUACAACAUGUAAUGGCUCUGGAUCCCCAUUACCUAAAGUGGACUGGUCUGCUUCUGGUUUGCACUCCUUUUAUUCACAAAAGGCGAGAGUCGAUGACAACAACACUGUUCAUUCAAUUAGCAUCACUUUGGUAAAUGUCAGCAGAGAUUACAACUACUUCCUUCUGAACUGCAGAGCCACCAAUUUGGUAGGCAGGACCAACGCUUCCAUUCAGCUUAAUGUUCACUUUUGUCCUGCUAUUAUAAAGCUGAAGAAGCCAGUGCGUCACCAUGACACCUGCAUAGAAUUCCAAGUUAGAGGUUCACCCCACCCAAAAUUAAGAUGGUUCCACAACAACAAGGAAAUUUCCUAUACCGAUUAUGUACGUCUUGAUAUGGCUAGUUAUCAGGACUACAUUGAGGGAUGCCUUAAAUUCAAAAACCCAACACAUCACAACAACGGCAACUACACUCUGGAGGCUAAAAAUGACCUGGGGGUGGUCAACGGGACUGUCUAUGGGCACUUCCUUGACAAGCCCUUCAAUGUUACAGAAAACGAUUAUGAUUACGUAACCCCAACAGCAGAGCGCCACAAUCCACGCAAAGAUAUUUUGGGGGUUUAUAUUGCAGUGGGCCUUGCAGGGUUUGCUUGUGUGAUCUUGGUGAUUAUCUUCCUCCUGAUUAAUAAGUGUGGGCAACAUUCAAAGUUCCGCAUGAAAGGUCCAGCAGCUGUGAUAAGUGGUGAAGAAGACUCUACUAGCCCACUUCAUCAUGUAAAUAAUGGGAUCACCAGCCCAUGUAUAUGGAAUGGUGGACUGGAGGCUGUGACUAUUGGACUGAACAGGGUUCCUAUUAUUGAGAAUCCACAGUACUUCAGAAAUGGACACAACUAUCAGAAAUCCUCCACCAAUGUUGAACAUCUAAAACGGAGGGACAUUAUUUUGAAGAGGGAGCUUGGAGAAGGAGCUUUUGGGAAAGUCUUCUUGGCAGAAUGCUACACUCUGUGCCCAAAAAAGGACAAAAUGCUUGUAGCUGUAAAGACUCUGAAGGACCCCACUUUAUCAGCAAGAAAAGAUUUCCAACGGGAAGCUGAACUGCUGACCAAUCUCCAACAUGAACAUAUUGUGAAAUUUUAUGGAGUUUGUGUUGAUGGAGAUCCGCUCAUCAUGGUCUUUGAGUACAUGAAGCAUGGAGAUUUGAAUAAAUUUCUCAGAGCUCAUGGACCAGAUGCUGUGAUCCUGGUGGACGGACAGCCACUGCAGACUAAUGGGGAGUUGGGUCUGUCCCAGAUGCUUCACAUAGCCAGUCAAAUUUCAGCAGGGAUGGUCUACCUUGCAUCACAGCACUUUGUACACCGUGAUUUGGCUACCAGAAACUGUCUGGUAGGGAAUGCUCUCCAGGUGAAAAUAGGAGACUUUGGCAUGUCAAGAGAUAUUUACAGCACUGAUUAUUAUAGGGUGGGAGGUCACACUAUGCUGCCGAUUCGCUGGAUGCCCCCAGAAAGCAUCAUGUACAGGAAAUUUACAACAGAGACUGAUGUGUGGAGCUUUGGCGUUGUUCUCUGGGAAAUCUUCACCAAUGGCAAACAGCCCUGGUUCCAGCUGGCCAAUAACGAGGUGAUUGAGUGUAUAACUCAGGGCAGGGUACUGGAGUGCCCAAGGCUCUGUCCCAAAGGAGUCUAUGACAUAAUGCUUGGCUGCUGGCAGAGAGAACCACAUCAGCGCCUCAACAUGAAGGACAUUCAAAAGACUCUGUUAUCUCUGAUGAAAGCGGCACCAGUCUAUCUGGACAUUUUGGGUUAGAAAAAGACCAUAUGAAGGGGAACGGAAUGUAAAUUUAGGUCAAGUAGCAAAUCAGUGUCACGGAAUAAAAUACAUGACUCGCGUCAACAUAGCCCAACAUCAAAGUUCCAGGGUUUGACUGCUUUAUUAUGGGACAGUUAAGUCAUGGUGGCACAAAAUAUAAGUAAGCCCUUGGAGAUGUUUGUAUGUACUGUAUCUUGCUAUCAGUGUUGGAAUGCAGCUAGCUAUCUGGACACCAACUAGGAAACUAGCUGAUUGUUAUUCAUGAAAAUAAUAUCGUAUAAACAUGUUCCCUAAGCAGCCUCCUGUUGGUAUGUUGUCAUUGGAAAUUAACAUUUAAAUUUAUAAUAAGCUCAGUAUGCCUUGAUGAUUGUGCUGUUGUGACUGAUGCUCUUUAAUGUUUCAGUUGCUAUGCUGUGGCUCUUUAUUCUGGAAAAUGGGCUUGAUCUCUCA
This is a messenger RNA of Hippocampus comes (tiger tail seahorse), 3036 nucleotides long. Its product is annotated as NT-3 growth factor receptor-like. The record is from RefSeq and is a predicted model, not a curated record. The coding region runs from base 88 to 2583 and encodes 831 amino acids. Gene Ontology annotation, cellular component: axon; signaling receptor complex; plasma membrane. Gene Ontology annotation, biological process: positive regulation of neuron projection development; multicellular organism development; positive regulation of phosphatidylinositol 3-kinase/protein kinase B signal transduction. Gene Ontology annotation, molecular function: transmembrane receptor protein tyrosine kinase activity; ATP binding; neurotrophin binding. Lineage: Eukaryota; Metazoa; Chordata; Actinopteri; Syngnathiformes; Syngnathidae. The transcript has 18 exons.